This is a messenger RNA of Impatiens glandulifera, 498 nucleotides long. RefSeq lists its product as uncharacterized. Lineage: Eukaryota; Viridiplantae; Streptophyta; Magnoliopsida; Ericales; Balsaminaceae. The record is from RefSeq and is a predicted model, not a curated record. The transcript has a single exon. Bases 1 to 432 code for a protein of 143 amino acids.
AUGAGAAACAUGAGUUAUCACUACCAUUCUCCCUACACCCAAUUCGACAAUGUCUGGAUUAAUCCGACACACACUUAUACCACAUCAUCGGAUCAGGCCAAGAAAUCAACUCCGCCCACCUCAAGUACUCGUCGUCCGGCGAUCAAGAAACCAUUUCCAAAGAAGACUUCGACGUCGGAUACUGCAGGAAGAUCUUUGCCGGUGAACAUUCCGGCGAGAGACUGGGGAAAGACGAAGAAACCGGCAGGAGAAAACUUCGACGAUGAAGACGAUGAAGAUGAAGGGAUCAUGGGUCUUGCUCCUCACGAGUACUUGGCGAGAACGAGAGUGGCGUCUUUGUCCGUUCACGAAGGAAUCGGAAGGACUCUCAAAGGAAGAGACUUGAGUAGGGUUAGAGAUGCCAUUUGGAAACACACUGGUUUUGAAGAUUAAAUUAAAACCAUCUUUUAACUAUAAUAACCCUUCCUUAAUUAAUUAAUUAAUUAAUCUAGAUUAAUU